AUGCACACGAAUACUGAAUCGCAUGACGAGGAGGAUAGUCGCCAUGGUUGUCGUUCAAGAAUGCGACCGUUGUCACAAUCCUGGUAUUACUGGGCAAUGGUCGCCUUACUACUUGCUCAGGUUUUUUUAUCGAUCAACUACCAUAUAUUAAUCUGUAAUAUGCCUAUUGCAAAUACUCUUUUAUUACUAGUCAUCAUGGCUCAUCAUGGAUACGCAUUAGGUGACCAAGCUCGACCACUUUUUCAUCGAAUAUGCGGUUGUGUGGCAUUUAUUGCUGUACUAUUUGUGAAUACGACUCAUGCUCUAGAAUUACUAACUGAUUACGCUGAAAAUGGUAAUCAUUCUCAUUCACAUGGGGAUCAUGACCAUGAUCACGAGAAGCAUGGAUACGGUUUUGUUCCCAAACAGUAUGUUAUUGUUAGCAUAUUCGAUGUUGCACUCAAAUGUCUCGUUUUGGCUCUGGGCCAUAUUCCAUCAAUGGGUCUACGCCCUAUUCCUCGUUUAGCACUGCAUACUCUUAGUCCUACUGUGGUAAUUGGAAUGUAUAUAGCUGGAAUGGCCAUACCACCAUCGAUUGGUGAUUCAUGGUUGUGGGAACAUGUGGAUCCAAUUGUUGCCGUGAUUAUGACAAUACUAUUUUUCUUACUCAUAAUACCAGCUUUCCAAGAGAUGAUGCCUUACAUUUUUGCUGACACUCCAGCUAAGUUUCACGUGGAAUCGUUUCAGAAUGAGAUUUCAGCUACGGUGGAUAAAUCGAAUCCGAGCUGGUCGGGCGAAGCUGCUACACGAUAUUCUGAAGUUCGUCAGAAUGUAGCAAGCGUCUUGACGAGGGCUGGUGCUCAAAAGGUGAUUUAA
Messenger RNA from Cooperia oncophora, 855 nucleotides. The record is from the annotation of a GenBank genome assembly. NCBI's taxonomy places the organism in Eukaryota, Metazoa, Nematoda, Chromadorea, Rhabditida, Trichostrongylidae.